UGUCGCAUUUGCAACUAUUUUAGUGUUUUGAUCGCAGACGCUGCUGAGAUGUUAAAUGCGAUUACGUUUACGUGUAGCUUGUGGAGUUGAUGUAUCAGAAGAGUUUUACUGGGGAGGUUUUAAGGCUGAGUUGGGGUUAGGAUUGAAUUGCCUUUAGAACAAGAAGGGAAAAGUUGUAGUAUUUCGACGUGCACUGAAUUUGACUGGACGAUCAAAACUCCUUCCAAUCGAUCGUGUGUGUGUUUCCGGUUAAUCCGAAUCUAUGUUCUGAAAAUUAAUGUAGACUCAAGACCCAGUGCAGCAAUUAAUCCAACUGAGCGUUGUUCGAGCAUACUGUUGAAAACUGUUGAAAACUCAUCAAGACUUCAUGUCUUUCCGACGCAAUGCAGGAGAGUCAGUUGCAGUGCCAACGAUGGAGCUGGCAUGUUCGCUGGGGAUGAGAUAUUUUUAAAAAUUAAAAAUUAAAAAGAAAACGAAGUAGAAUAUCUAGUCGCGCAUGUUCCAUUCAUGACAUAUUUCUAGGAGGUCCUAUUCAGAUAAGUUCUCGAGGAUACUCGUUCGAAACAAUGAACUCGAACCCGGCGUGAGGUGGAUGCUGUUGUCAAGGAGAAUCUCAAUUUGCACAUACUGUGUGUGUGAGCCCAUCAGUCAGCUUUGGCCGUCGAGUGAUUCCUAUCUUGCAGAAAUUCUUUUAUAGCAGGUCGGGCGAUACUGUAAGGGUACAGUCUGCUGCCGCUUGUGGAAAGCUUGGGGUGAAGAACCCAGUAGGCAUGGAUUUCAGAGUAGGCCUUUUUGACGCCACCUUUGUGCCUCUAGGAUUCAUAAUCCUUCUGUCGUAUCAACUAUUCUUGUAUUUUAGAGUGCGGUAUGCACCCAUGCGCACAGUAAUAGGGGUGAACCACCUUGCCAGACGACAUUGGGUUGAGAGUAUGAUGAAGGACAAUGACAAGAACAACAUCCUGGCGGUUCAAACUCUCCGCAACACCACCAUGGGGUCCACGAUCAUGGCAUCCUGAUGUUGUCCGCCACUGCUGUCUUCAUUAGCAGUGCGCACUUCAACACCACGGAACCGCUCUUAGGCGCCAGAGACCCCACACUGCGAUGCAUCAAGUUCAUAAUCCGCAUGGUCUGCUUCCUGCUCUCAGUCCUCACCUUCAUGAAGUCUGUGCGGUACAUCAACCACGUGAACUUCCUCAUCAACGUGCCACUUCAGACUCUGCGCUGCCCCCCAGAAUACGUCUCGACAGUGCUAGCCAAGGGAUGCAACUUCCACACAGUCGGUAUACGAGCGUUCUACUUUGUCUGCCCCCUGUUUAUGUGGCUCUUAAGUCCCAUAGCAAUGCUGUGCAGCUGCACUUUUCUUGUGCCGUUGUUAUACUACCUCGACGUCAGUGGUCUUGACCAACAAUAACUAUAGUAGAGAAAGGUCAUCCACGGCUAGUGUAGCUUAUCUGAUCACCGAAGUAAAGCUCAGACAAAAAAACAUUCUCACGACAUCGCUCUUCGAAGUCCAAGCUCCGUUUUCAAGCUUCGAUCCAUGUAACAGCUUCAUCUGGUAUCAAGUUGGUGGAAGCCAUGCUAGCAUCGUCUCCGAGACUCAUGUGUACUAAAAACCUUGCCUCAAAUGUUGCCUCAAAUUUGUAGAGCAUUACUUGCUGCAGAGUUGUGUGCAAAGCCUGUGUGAAGAAUGGACCCACUGCGUCAGAAACUCAGUUUGAAUGUGGUGUGCAUAUGCACAUGUGCCUUAUUGAAAUGUUACAAUGUAUUAAAAAUACCAUGUAUAAAAUAUACAAAGAAACGCCUUCAUGGGCAUGGUUUUGUGAGGGUUUAGUCUUCAGGGUUUUAAUCUCAAAGUGAUGAAUACAGUAAAGGCAAACAUGGUUUUUAUAAAGUUUUCUUUUUGCCUUUU
Molecule: messenger RNA, 1909 nt
Organism: Physcomitrium patens
Lineage: Eukaryota; Viridiplantae; Streptophyta; Bryopsida; Funariales; Funariaceae
Source: RefSeq, a predicted model, not a curated record